AGAGGCAAUCUCAUGAAAAUGAGGAUUGACCCUAUUGGCUAUAAUAGCGUUAUAAAAUUCCCAAAUAUGUUGACAUGUUUUAAAAUGUGCAUUUAGCUGAUAUUUAAGCAGUUUUAUAGAAGAUGAAAAUUUUUGAACCAGUAGAUAGGAAUGGAUUCAUUGACCAUUACUACUAGCCAUAAUUAAGACAGAAAAUGUGUAUUUGCUCUAUUGUGUGUGCACUGUGUGUAUUUAAAGUAUUCUUAUAAUAGUUCUAGAGGGAGAGGAAAAGAAUCCAUGUCCUUCAUCGGUAGACACUUUCUUCAGUUGUAUUUUUCAUCAAAUGCACAGUUGGUGCAGGUGUUUGGCUUUGACUUAAAAAGAUAUAUGUAGCAUAAAGAAAUUAUCCGAGUGCCAAAAUGCAUCUAAAACAACCAGUAGAUUUUUUAGUAUAUCUGUAACUUAAAGCCCAACUGAUAUGUUUGCAAACCUUGAAAUGAGAAGUGGUUCUUUGACUGAGACCUUUUAUGCUAAAUUAAUAGCUUGGUGCUAAAUUUUGCAGCUGAGUUCUAUAAAUCACCCAGAAUAGGGGGUUGGUAAUUGAACCCCUGACAGGGCUGGCACAGUUAGCAUUGCUAUGAUGUUGUAGACACACACUUGUUGCUUUGCAAAUAACUUAAGGGCUGAACUGCAAACUCAAAUGAUUUUUAAAUGACUUAUGCUGUACUCAUUAAACACCUUCCUGAUCCAUCUUCCAUAGUAUUGUUUAUAAGUUCUGUGGAAUGUAUUUGAGGCCCUCUGUUUUGAGUCGGGUUGAAAGGCAAUAUGUUACAAAUCUCUUCUGAUGAGAAAUAACCUAUUCUAGGUAGAGUAUGAGGCCAAAAUAUUAGGCCUUGGAGCCUGAUCUUAUGCUUUCCUUAUUUGGAUAUAUUUGCUUUUUUUCUUAAAGGAACAAGAACACUCAAGGUGAAGGAUAAUAAUCUACUAGAAUCAGCACUUUGAAUGAAAUUUUGUUUCCCUGUGGCAUCUUGAACAUAUUUUUUCUUCUUUGGAUUUUGAAACAGACGUUAAACUUUGGCAUAGCAGCUAUGCAGGUUGAAAUCCAAGUAGCACUCAAUUUUAUUAUUUCAUAUUUGUACAAUAAGCUUCCCAGACGCCGUGUCAACAUUUUUGGUGAAGAGCUUGAAAGACUUCUUAAAAAGAAGUAUGAAGGGCACUGGUAUCCGGAAAAGCCAUACAAAGGAUCAGGGUAUAGAUGUAUACAUGUAGGGGAGAAAGUGGACCCAGUCAUAGAACAAGCAUCCAAAGAGAGUGGUUUGGACAUUGAUGAUGUUCGCGGCAACCUGCCUCAGGAUCUUAGUGUUUGGAUUGACCCAUUUGAGGUUUCAUAUCAAAUUGGUGAAAAGGGACCAGUGAAAGUGCUUUAUAUGGAUGAUAAUGAAAAUGGAUGUGAGUUGGAUAAGGAAAUCAAGAACAGCUUUAACCCAGAGGCCCAGGUGUUCAUGCCAAUUAGUGACCCAGCAUCUUCAGUGUCUAGCUCUCCUUCUCCUCCCUUUGGUCACUCUGCUGCUGUGAGCCCAACUUUCAUGCCCCGCUCCACUCAGCCUUUAACCUUCACCACUGCCACAUUUGCUGCCACCAAGUUUGGCUCAACCAAAAUGAAGAAUAGUGGUCGUAGCAACAAGGUUGCCCGCACUUCUCCCACCAACCUUGGCUUGAAUGUCAAUGACUUGUUGAAGCAGAAAGCCCUUUCCUCCUCCAUGCAUUCGCUCUAUGGGCUUGGCCUAGGCAGUCCGCAGCAGCAACAGCAGAAGACGUCUGCCCUUUCUCCUAAUGCAAAGGAGUUCAUUUUCCCUAACAUACAGGGUCAAGGUAGUACCAGUAGCAUAUUUCCUGGUGACAGCCCCCUUAACCUCAGUCCUCUCCAGUACAGUAAUGCCUUUGAUAUGUUUGCAGCCUAUGGAGGUCUAAAUGAGAAAUCUUUUGUUGAUGGCUUGAAUUUUAGUUUAAACAACAUGCAGUAUUCUAACCAGCAAUUCCAGCCUGUUAUGGCUAACUAAAAAUAAAACAAAUGAAAUACGAAUAAAUCCUAUUGUAUAAGUUCAAAUGCAUGUACCCAAGGGUGUAUCUUUUUUCCACUUCUUGAGACUUUUUUUUAAAGCUUGUAGUAUGAAUUCAUUCAAGCUUGGUUAGAUAAAUACAACAUGCAUCUUUUUUCAUUUGCCAGCCAAGCACAAAGUUAUUUUAUACUAACUGUACAUUAAAGAAAUAUACUCAAAAUAUGGCCUCUUACAGUAUUUAAGAUAUAGCAAGGACAUGGCUGAUUUUUAUAUAUAUAAAAAAUUGGCACUAAUAAGUGGGUUUAUUGGUCUUUUUUCUAAUUGUAUAAUUUAAUUUAGUACAAAGUUUGUAAAAUAUCAGAAUAUAUAUAUUGUUUCUACAACAUGGUAUUGCAUUUAUAUCUUUUUACUACAGUGAUCUGUGACAGCUGCAGCAGCUUCAUGUAUUUUUUUUACUGAAAUUGUAAAAUAUCAUCUUAGACAUCAAUUCUAAAAAAAAAAAAAAUUUAAAAGUGUACAGAAUAUUCCUUAGUGGUGGAAUUAAAAUGUACGAAAUUUGCUUUUUUCAAAAAGAAACACAAAUUGUAUUUUCUGUUAAAAGUUUAAAGAUUUUUGCUAUAUAUUAUGGAAGAAAAUGUAAUCGUAUAUAUUAAUUUUGUACCUACAUUGUGCAAUACUUGAAAAAAUGGUAUAAAAGUAUUUUGAGUCAGUGUCUUACAUGUUAAGAGGGACUGAAAUAGUUUAUAUUAAGUUUGUAUUAAAAUUCUUUAAAA
Molecule: messenger RNA, 2812 nt
Organism: Chelonoidis abingdonii (Abingdon island giant tortoise)
Lineage: Eukaryota; Metazoa; Chordata; Testudines; Testudinidae
Gene: TOB1
Product: transducer of ERBB2, 1
Biological process (GO): regulation of gene expression
Cellular component (GO): cytoplasm; nucleus
Molecular function (GO): transcription corepressor activity
Source: RefSeq, a predicted model, not a curated record